Molecule: messenger RNA, 2466 nt
Organism: Durusdinium trenchii
Lineage: Eukaryota; Dinophyceae; Suessiales; Symbiodiniaceae
Source: the annotation of a GenBank genome assembly
UUGGACUCUCACCCAUCCAACAAAUCUGUGGCAUGUGAGUUUUGGCGUACUAGUAGCAUGGAUGCCGACAUGCAGUUUAAUGACAAAAACUCACAAGGGAAGGGCUUUUCGGAUGUCAUAGCCCGGGAGAUCGACAAGUUGAAGGAGACCCUCCUCUCUUCCUUUGCGGAGACCUUUCCAGAGAGGACAGCUGGACAGAGCCAACACACUACUAAAGGUGAGACCACUGCUGCUCAUGAGACAGGCUUUUGCUGCGCUCGUGUCCAAUCAAGAGGUGCUUCCAUCUCCGUGACUCCCGCAGCACAUAGUUCUUGGAGCAAGCCUAUGGAGCCCGAAGUGACAGAGUUGUCAGAGGCAGAAGACCAUUCCCUCAAAGAUCUGGAAGUAUUGCAAGAGCGUGGCUUUGAGGAACACAAAGCACUGUCCUGUUGGGCACGGUUUGCCGCAGCUGCCACCAGUGGAGAGCUGGAAGAUAAGCGACAGUCCAGCAUGCCGUCGGAAUAUUUCAAAAUCCGGCCCAACUGGAGAGCAGGCGAGUACAAAACCGGCACUUCUCGAGUCACGAUAGCAGGUCAUCGUCCACCGCCGAAUCAGCACCAGAUGCGCGUGAAAAGCAUCAUCAUGGACGAAAGCAGCCGAUUCCAAAGGUUCGUGUCCCAUCCUGACCACCUGACGCGGAUGUUUUGGCUCUCUGCAGGCAUGAUGCUGAUCUUCUGGGAUUUGAUCACCAUCCCCCUGGUACUGGCCAACGCUGCCGAAAGUACGCAGGAGUUCUUGGUGACGGUGAGUCAUUUCACGGUCUUUUUCUGGAUCGUUGAUUUGGUCUACAACUUCUUUACUGGCUAUGACACUGGCGCAGGGAUUGAGAUGCGUCCCGGCCGGAUUGCGCGCAAUUACGUGAGCACGUGGCUAAUUCCCGACACAGCGCUGGUCCUUCUUGAGGUGGUGAUCAAGUUGCUUGAGCUCGUUGCAGCCACAGACUCUGAGGACUUGAGCUCUGUGAGGGUUCUACGGGCGGUUCGAAUCCUUCGUUUCCUGCGACUCCUCCGCUUGCAGAGGAUUACUCGCAUUGUUGAGGUCAUUGCAAAGCACUUCACCUCCGUGACCUUUUGGCUCACCCUGAGGAUUGCAUCUUAUUUGUUUUUCAUUCUGGUUGUGAAUCACUACCUGGCCAUUUUCUUCAUGGCCAUUGGAACAGAUGCCUUAAAAGGAGGAGCACCCAAUUGGCUGGAGCGAUAUGGCAUUGCUGACUACACUUUUUGGGAUGUCUAUGCCGUUUCACUUCACUGGAGCUUGACACAGUUUACACCUGCCACCAACAAUAUUGCGCCUGUCAGUGUGCCAGAGAGGCUGUUUUCCAUCGCUGUUGUGCUAGUUGCCCUGGCGCUCUUCUCCUCGUUCUUGAGCUCUAUCACCAAUGCAGUGAAUGCAUUGCGGACGGUGCGUAUGAGUGCCGCUUCCCAAGAGGCACAAAUCAGGCAGUUCUUCAAUGAGCGCAACCUCCCAGCACCCCUUCUUGCGCAGGUGAAGGGCUUCAUUCAACUCCGCAGUGCGGCCAUCCAGCGGAUGCGCGAGAAGGAUGUGAAGGUCCUGCUGGAGUUGCCUGAAGUCUUAAAGCGGAGGCUUCACACAGCGAUGUACUACCAGCAUUUGAUGGAGAUACAGUGGUGGCCAGAGAGUGGCGGAGAAUCACCCCAGGAUUAUGGAGGCAACUCCGAGCUGGUGGAAAGAGUGUGCCACAUUGCUACGACUGAGCUCCUUGCAUCCCCUGCUUCUGAUAUUUUCGUGCCUGAUGAGAAAUGCGCAGGGGCCAUAGUACCCAUCGAUCACGGUUUGGUCUAUACACGCCGGGAAGUCUUCAACAAGCACCGGAGCUGUGCUGGACAUGACAAUGGGGUGGUUUCUUUGGGUCCAUACGAAAUCAUCGCCGACAUCGGUCUAUGGGCAGAGUGGACCUAUCGAGGACACCUAGCAUCAGAGGUCACGAGCCCCUACCUCUUCAUCAAUGCUGAAGCUUUUGCCGAGCUUGCACGGACAAUGGGAGGUGCCGCCUUCAAGUAUCUACAAACUUUCGGCUUGCUGUAUUUGUCUCAUAUCGAGGAUCAAGUGACCUCGGGGCAGCUGAGCGACUUGUGCACGGACCUUGAGACCAUUGCCAUGCUCAAGGAACGUGCAGAGUGCUUCAUGAUGGUGGGCUCGCGCAACAUCCGGUCCUCUGCUGAAUCCAAGGUGUCACUCUCCAAUCUCAUGUCCUGGUCAAGGAAAACUCUGAUGAGAACUCCUUCGCCGCGAUAGGAUGGAGUCACACAAGGAGGUGGCAUUCUCACUCGGGGCAGUCAUUCGAAGAACGUGGGCUUUGAGCUCCAAACCGUUCAGAUGCCAAAAGGCAUCCAUGGACUGACCAUGCGAAAAAAGCAACGGAAGACACCACUUCCCGCAAAAGUGCUUUGGUGGUUGAACUCAGGG